Molecule: messenger RNA, 2175 nt
Organism: Pungitius pungitius (ninespine stickleback)
Lineage: Eukaryota; Metazoa; Chordata; Actinopteri; Perciformes; Gasterosteidae
Gene: pard6gb
Product: par-6 family cell polarity regulator gamma b
Exons: 3
Coding region: 287-1642 (451 amino acids)
Biological process (GO): establishment or maintenance of cell polarity; centrosome cycle; regulation of cellular localization
Cellular component (GO): nucleus; apical plasma membrane; cell cortex
Molecular function (GO): protein binding
Source: RefSeq, a predicted model, not a curated record
GACUGAUGUCAUUUCAAAACUUAACUCACACUGCCAAGUCACCGCGGUGAGUUGCUCACCUUCCUUCCUCCCGUAAAGUACUCUCUCGUCCGGCGGGUCGCAUCACAAGAAAACCAGGAGGUGAAAUAACCUAAAGGAGGACACAAACUCCCUCUUCUUGGGACGAAGCAAAAGGGGGUUUGGUAGCAGGAAUCCCGGGACCAGAGCCGCUCUUUCUGCGGGCAAAGGCGGCUGAACGUUUUUUUUUUUUUUGAAGUGCAACCUUUAAAAAAAUAUAUAUUUAAAAAUGAAUCGGAGCUUCAAUAGAUCGCAACCUCUUCGGAAUGCUGAUUGUAACGCUGUGGAGGUGAAGAGCAAGUAUGGGGCGGAAUUCCGCCGGUUCUCGGUGGACCGGGUCAAGCCCGGCAAGUUUGAGGAGUUUUACAAGCUCAUUCUGCACAUUCACCGCAUCGCUAACAUGGAGGUGAUGAUCGGCUAUGCCGACAUCCACGGAGACCUGCUGCCCAUCAACAACGACGACAACUUCUGCAAGGCGGUGUCCACGGCUCACCCGCUGCUCAGGGUCAUCAUACAGAGACAAGAAGAGGUCGACUACGCCAACUACGGCACCAACACGAUAACUCGUAGGAAGAAGGCGGUGGUCGCCCUGCGCAACAACGACCUCAUCCGCAAGCGGCCACACAUCCGCAUCGGCAUGCCGCAGGACUUCCGGCCCGUCUCCUCCAUCAUUGACGUCGACAUCCUGCCCGAGUCUCACCGCCGCGUCCGGCUGUACCGCCACGGCUCGGACAAGCCCCUCGGCUUCUACAUCCGAGACGGCACCAGCGUGCGCGUGACGGCACACGGGCUGGAGAAGGUCCCCGGCAUCUUCAUAUCUCGGAUGGUGCCCGGAGGGUUGGCGGAGGGCACCGGGCUGCUGGCGGUCAACGACGAGGUGCUGGAGGUCAACGGCAUCGAAGUGACCGGCAAGUCCUUGGAUCAGGUAACGGACAUGAUGAUCGCCAACAGCCACAACCUGAUCGUGACCGUCAAGCCGGUGAACCAGCGCAACAAUGUGGUGCGCAGCAGCAGGAUCUCGGGGAGCUCGGGCCAGUCGUCCGACAGCAGCGGAUCGACCGGCUACCCGAGUUUGUCGGUGGCCUCUGUGGCGGCGAUGUCCUCCGCAGCGCACGGUUACCAAGACGAUCUGGAGAGCGAUGAAGAGACCGAUAUUGUCAUCGAGAACAGCCUCAAGCGGCCGUCUCAGAGGUCCAACGCGUCCCUGGCGUCCAGCGCCUCUCGCACACACCAACACAUGCCGACAACGGCCUCAGGCCCGGCGGCACCUCCCAGCCCGCCCUCGCGUCCCGCAUCGGUGGUCUCCACUGCCUCCUUCCACUCCCAGCCCAGCCUCAACGGAGGGUCCCACCACCACCACCACACCAGCAGCCUCAGCUACCAGCUCCACAGGGACCUGAACCUUCAGCAGUCCCAGCAGCGCCAUCACCAAGUACAGCCCCCGCAUCACAGCAGCCACCCGGCCCUCCGCCACAGCAACGGCAGCCUGCACAAAAUCCUCAGCUCCAUGAAAACAGACCCACGACACAGCCUGGCACUGCCGAGGGGAGGGGUGGAGGAGGACGGCACGGUCAUUACCCUAUAAUACUUAUGAACACACACCCAGACAGAAACAGCGCAACUGCUCAGAGACUUAAACUAGAACACCAGGCCGGACAAAUAUGAGCUUUAGUGUUUUUUUUUUAGAUUUUGUGACUUCUGUUUGUUUAUACGAUGGUCAUUGAUAAUUGGAAGUUACAAGCCAGGAAACAAGGAAAAUGUAUUGUGUAUAUUUCCCGUAUUUUUAAAGUUGUCUUUGUCUUGCGUCAAACAAUUUGUACGUAAUAAAUAACUAAUAAAGAACAAAUAACUUUUAGGCGAGUCCACUGUAUAGUAGAAUUCUGAAUGUGCCUACAGCCUAAUAUCUUUUGUUAGUGACCACUUUUAUUCAGAUCAAUUCCUUUCUUAUACUGGGACCAACUUGGGGUUGCUUAUGGAUGUUUUUAAAGAGUAAAUCUAUAUUUCUUAUAUUCUGAUAAAUGCUGUUUAGAGUAUGAUUUUUUUUUUAAUAGUUCUUUUAUGCAUUGAUGAUUGUGAUCAAAUCCUUGUAUCUGUUCCAAUAAAUUAUUCUAAGUCUGC